AGUUCUUAAACGAUUUUGUAUAGGUUAAAUAUGCAGUACAUUUGUACUAUAUCGGUUGAUCUAAAUAACAUUGUUAAACUAACUACCUAUGUAACCGAGUUUUUUUAACUUGACGACCCCCAUUUUCAACCUGUACUUUUAACAGUUUAUUCGAUAAGAAAUUUAUCCGCAAUUAAGUGACUUGGGAUUUUUCUAUAUACAGUAACGUUUAUAAAAUAAGCAUGGAUUUGUGCGGUCAAAAAAGCAAACUUCUGCAUGCCAACUUCAAAAACAUUGUUUUCAAAUUUGGAUCUUAUAUUUUUGUUUGUUUAUUUGUUUGUUUAAAGUGGAAAAUAACUGAUUUUUUAGUUUUAUCCAAAUGUACAUGUACAAGUCAUAAUUCUACAAAAGUGUCUGAUAACGAGUAGAAAAUUUUAUCAUGGAACGUUCCAGUUUUUGACAAAAUAUGACGAGUGAAAUAAUAACAUCCAGAAAUACUUAUAUCAUUUUGGAUAAAUCUGCGUUAGAACCGGAAGUGAUAUCAUCAUACACGGAAGAAAGCGCGUUAGAAUUCAAAUCAAAUUCUAACAAAACGCCAAGUGCUGGAAUCACGGGGUGGGAACGUGCACAAAGUUACACUAAUGUAAGACGUGACGCCACCGAAGGGUCGUUAUUAGUUCGAAAAAUGAACAGCUAUAGUCAACAGUUUGGUGCACCACUUCAGACUACAAAUGGACUAAGUCAUCAAGCGCAACUCGGGGAACGAAUGAAGAACAUAAAUAUAAAUGUUGCUGCAGAUAAAUUCCUACUUGGAACAAUGGGAGCUUUAUCAUAUAAUGAAGAAGCGGGAAACCCUGUAACGGCAUCGCCAGCAGACGACACCGGGUAUUGCAACGCGGCUAUGGCGUUCAUUGAGGCCGACAGCAGCUCGAGAAUUUCGUGCAAUACAUCAAAAGUAGGCGCAGUGAGCGGGGACAGAUACACCUGUAAAGAAGUUUGCAGUCCGCAGAAAAAGGCUAAACAAAACUUGCACCCCUCACGACCCCCUCUAUUACCCCCGUGCAGAGUUUGUGGCGACCGGGCAUCGGGGUAUCAUUAUGGUGUUAACACAUGUGAAGCCUGCAAGGGAUUUUUCCGCCGAAGUAUUUGUAAAGCCGAGCCGUACGUGUGUACGGGUACAGGAGAUUGUAAGACAAUGGCUGGGAAAAGGACAGCCUGUUCCCAUUGUCGUUUUAAACGAUGCAUCGCAGUGGGUAUGUCUAAAACAGCCAUUAAAACUGGCAGAUAUACGCACGAGUUGCGAUCUAAAAACAUUCUGGAAGUGAAACGGCUGCAGAAACAGGCUAGCGACGAGAGUCCUGAACGACCCGAAGAAAACUCGUCAGGCUACAACGAUGCAAACUAUACGGAAUACAAGAAUGAGCUCCUAAGAAAGAUGAUGUUGGAAGAUACAUUGGGGACGCUUCUUUCAGGACAGAAAAUGUUGUACGAGUUUUUAGAUGACUACUACAAUGAUGAACUAAUUAAAGAGAGACAACUCUCGGUGUAUAAAAAUUAUAUGGAAAGAAAAAGAAAACUCCUUCUGGAAAGAGAAAAUGAAACUGUAAACGCUGAGCACUUAACAGCAGACUACCAAAGUUUAGAAACUGAAUCCCCAGACCAUAAAAUCAACGACAAACAGACGAGUAAAAUUACGGCACAAGAAAGUAAUUGUUACUCGCAAGCUCAAUCCAGCAGUCAGAGUAUACGAAAAGAUUUAAGCACUUUACCAAACACUCCUAACAGCCAAAUAUGUCCACCGGAAGUUAAUAGUAACAUGAAGAAACUUACCGCGUCAUCUAAUGAUUCAUUAUCUACGUCAGACAUCGAUAAAAACAUCGAAAACAAAGAUCUCAAUUUGUGUUCGAAUCAGCCAUUAAAUUUGAGUGUUCAGAACAGCCGUGCUGAUUCUAGUUUGAAUAUAAAUGCAGAAAACACGCGCUCUGAAGCAGACGUGACCGAGACCGGAAAUGAAAUGUCAAGAAAAAAAUCCGGUAAUUCCGUAUUGCCUCCCACGGAAACCUUACGGGCUGAAGUGAUGACAAAAAUCGUAAGUGACCUUGAACAAGGUGUGCAAGGAAUGUUAGCCUUCGCUAAAAGUCUACCUGGUUUUUCCGACCUUCCUUCUUCAGACCAAGUAUCUUUAGUAAAAGCUGCACGUUUUGAUAUAUGGUACAUAGGUCAUAUACGUUGUUUCAAUGUAGAGUUACGAGUGGGAGCCUGCGAGUGGCAGUUUCAUGCUGAUGAGCUGGCACAGGUUUGGGGCGACUCCAUGGUGGACCUUGCAUUUACACUUUCUCGUGUAGCAAAACUUCUAGAUUUAACUAAACAGGAAACUGCGGCGUUACGAGCUGUCUGUCUGACAUUUCCAGAUCGAUGCAUGGAUCUCCAGAAUCGAACUGAGGUGGAACAUAUGCACGAUAAUAUGCUGGAAGUUUUCAAAUAUGUCGCAUGUAAGACACGAAGCAACUAUAACAACUGGUUCACAAAGAUCAUCAACUUUCUCGUGCUUCUGCGAGAAUUCGGUGUGAAGUUCGAGGCAGUGUCUUCUAAACUGACACUCGAUUGGUCCGUUCUGAAAGACAACCCAGUUCUCCUGUCCGUGUUUUUGAGUUGAUAAGAGAUAUCAAGUUAGAAGAAAAUUUUAGAGAAAAAAAACAAUUAAUCUGCCACUAAUUGUGAAAAAAGGGAGACAAAUUUUGAUAGAAAUUGAUAACUAUUCAAAGUGGUUUGACUUAAUCGAAUUUAUAUAAUAUUCGUUUUUUUUUACAUUUGGAAAAUCGAAAUUUAACAACCUUAGUUUUUUUGGACACGAGAUUUUCUGUGACAGGUUACAAAGGUGUCUUAGCCCCGAGAUCUCUGAGCGGAUGUUGAGCAGACGAAUUUUCAAUAAGAUUGAAUAUGUUGUGAAAAUGAACGCCGUUCUUAUGUACUCUCAGCGUUGUGAUGGUUGCCAGGAACAUUAUUAAACACUUACCAUGCUAAAUAUAAAUGGACUUGUCAAUUUUUCAAUAUGGACAGAACCAUUCAUCAUUUUUAGGGAAUUUUUCUAAAAAAAAAUGUACUGGUCGAAUAACAAACAGUACAGGUGAUAAGUGGGUACUGGUCACAUGGGUAGAAUGAAUUGCAGCAAGCAGUUAAAGGGUUAAUGCAUAAUAAAUAUGUAUUACAAAUGUGUGUCGUCUGCGAGUGUUUUUGAGCAGCAGGCGAAAAUAAGUUGGAAUAAAUAUGUCGUAAUCAUGACGCUCAAAUGUAUGUAUUAUUGAAUUUGUAGAAUAUUUAUGAACUUGAUUUUUUACGGUGUAAAUGUAAGAAACCUAGCUAAUUGGCUACAUACCAAAUAAGUACAAGUAUCAACAUCUUUUGGAAACUUUAGUAGUACUAGUUUUGGUGGGUAAAUAAUACAAGCAAAUGUUCUUAGUUCAUGUAUAUAAAAUAUUGUAGUUUAUAUUGUCGACCCUUUGUCAAAGCAGCCCGGGCAAUUUUGUUUAACCCAUACUGACCAUUUUCGACACUCUUGCAGCUCAUUUUUUUACUCUGAAAUUCCUUUAACUUUGAAUGGACUGUUCCAUAUUCAAAGCUGGGCGAAUCCAUUAUACAAAGUCAGCAUAUUAGGCCUAUUAAUUGUAAUAAAAUAAGCAAACAACGAAUAAUCGCAUCUCGCAAACGUAAUAGAACGGUGAAACAGUAACUGUUGUUCAUGACUUCAUUUAGGAUUACAGUUAGUUGAUUUUACUUGCAAAAUGUGAUAUUAUUUGUUAAAAUAUGGUGUUGUUCAACAGAGAUUUAUAUAUUUAUUAAGAAUAAAAGUAAUUAAAGUAUAAAUAUAUAUUUGUAUAUCA
Ruditapes philippinarum (Manila clam) is the source of this 3860-nucleotide messenger RNA. Its product is annotated as nuclear receptor subfamily 1 group D member 1-like. The transcript has 9 exons. Lineage: Eukaryota; Metazoa; Mollusca; Bivalvia; Venerida; Veneridae. Gene Ontology annotation, molecular function: DNA-binding transcription factor activity; sequence-specific DNA binding; zinc ion binding. The record is from RefSeq and is a predicted model, not a curated record. Gene Ontology annotation, biological process: regulation of DNA-templated transcription. Bases 446 to 2635 code for a protein of 729 amino acids.